This is a messenger RNA of Gigantopelta aegis, 3595 nucleotides long. Its product is annotated as monocarboxylate transporter 12-like. Bases 318 to 1730 code for a protein of 470 amino acids. Lineage: Eukaryota; Metazoa; Mollusca; Gastropoda; Neomphalida; Peltospiridae. Gene Ontology annotation, biological process: transmembrane transport; monocarboxylic acid transport. Gene Ontology annotation, molecular function: monocarboxylic acid transmembrane transporter activity. The record is from RefSeq and is a predicted model, not a curated record. The transcript has 6 exons.
CCGUAACCAUAUAUCUGACGCCAUAUAACCGUAAAUAAAAUGUGUCGAGUGCGUCAUUUCCUUCCUUCCUUCCUUACAACAUAAUGCGGUGAGCGCUGCACGUGACUCGAGCUAACAUUUGACCUGUGGUAUUGUACAUGUAGGCCCUAUGACGUUGUUCAGUAAACACUUCACUGUUCUAGACACACUCCAGCUAUCUGACACAAUAUACAGACGUGUCGAGGAACACCUGCCGGGCAUGUCUGUCCAGGACACAGGGAUAGAGUUACGUUCACACUUGCCGACUCUAAUCGAUUCUUUAGAGCUGAUCUUGCGACAUGUCUGGUUCCGCCACUGACAAAUACGGCUGGGUCGUCGUGGCAGCGUCCUUCUGUUGUAUGUUCCUCAACACAGGGAUCAACUAUGCGGUUGGGGUGCUCCAUCUAGGAUUGGUGGAAACAUACCCGGAAGACGAGCAUCUAGUCGUAUGGCUUAGCUCUCUCUUCGGCGCUAUGUUCGCUCUCAGUGGUCCUGUUAGCAGCCUCGUUAUCAACUUUUAUGAUUGUCGGACAUGCGCAGUGGCCGCAGGUGUGCUUGGGAUGCUGGGAUUCGCAAUGAGCUACUUUGUGACCAGUCUUUCGUGGCUUUUUGUGACAUACGGCCUCACUGUUGGUCUGGGACACGGUCUGUCAUACUCUGCCUCCACUGUCAUUCUCGGAUACUACUUCUCCAAGGACACAGCUUUGGCCGUCGGCAUAGUAAUGACCGGUGUUGGACUUGCAAUGUUUGUCCACCCGCCUCUGACCAGUCUACUGAUGACGUCAUAUGGACUUCGCAGGACAUUCCUUAUCUUGGGAGGAAUCACCUUCCAAAGCUGUGUUUUUGGGAUGUUAAUGCGGCCAUCGAAAUACGAACGUGGCCGCCAUCUUGUAUUACUGAGCGGCCGUGACAGAAGGCAAACUGUUUUACAGAUCAUCUGCGGCGGUGACGUCACUCAAUUUGGAGCAAUCACAAGAAACAUUCCGUUCGUUUUUUUACUCGUCAGCGUCCUAACAUUCUCCAUAGCGCUGACGUCACUGUACCUCUUUCUUCCGGACUAUUUUGUUCAAAGUGGAGCGUCACACCAAGUUGCGUCGUUCACCGUCUCCAUGUCUGGAAUAGGGUCAGUGAUAUCUAGAAUUGUGACUGGUUUCGCUGCCAAUGACCCGCAGAUCGGGUGUGUUCUGUUGCUGGCCGGUCUGGUCGGGGUCAGCGGCGUGGUCACUGCCUGCAUCAGCCUUUUCAGUACCACGGUUCCGGGUCAACUGACAUUCGGCUUCCUGCUCGGAUUGUACACUGGCGGCGUCUGGGUGGUGUUGGUGCCGGUUGUUAUCAGAAUCAUCGGCGUGGAGCUGCUGUCUAGCGGAUACGGAUUGGUGAUGCUCGUUGUGGGCAUCGGCUGUCUUGUGGGUCCGUCAUUGUCAGGACUUGUUUUGAAAGUCAGCGAUCAGUACGUCAGUGUAUUUCUCUUUUGUGCUGUAUUGUGUUUCACGUCAAGCAUUGUUUGUUUCCUCACAUCUCUGCCAAACUCCACACGUCAUACAGAGUCUGACGUGCACGGUGUUGAGACAUCUCACCAUGACCUUCACCUUGACAAAACGUAUCUGAGCGACAACCACGUCUGUAAUAGUGAUCCAGAACAGGAACACCUGAUGCUGCAACGACGAUCAAACAUAGUGACUGUAGAUGACCAAGAUAGUGACUGUAGAUGACCACGAUAGUGACUGUAGAUAACCAAGAUAGUGACUGUAGAUCACGAAGAUAGUGACUGUAGAUCACCAAGAUAGUGACUGCAGUUAACCAAUAAAAUGACUAUAGAUAACCAAGAUAGUGAUAGUGAACGUAGAUUACUAAGAUAAUGACCGUAGAUCACCAAGAUACUGACUGCAGUUAACCAAUAAAAUGACUAUAGAUAACCAAGAUAGUGAUAGUGAACGUGGAUGACUAAGAUAGUGACUGCAGAUAAACAAGAUAGUGACGCAGAUAACCAAAUUAGUGACUGCAGAUAACCAAGAUAGUGACUGCAGUUAACGAAUAAAAUGACUAUAGAUUUCCAAGAUAGUGAUAGUGAACGUAGAUUACUAAGAUAGUGACUGCAGAUAAACAAGAUAGUGACUGCAGAUAACCAAGAUAGUGACUGCAGUUAAUCAAUAAAAUGACUAUAGAUAAUCAAGAUAGUGAUAGUGAACGUAGAUUACUAAGAUAAUGACUGUAGAUCACCAAGAUAGUGACUGCAGUUAACCAAUAAAAUGAUUAUAGAUAACCAAGAUAGUGAUAGUGAACGUAGAUUACUAAGAUAGUGACUGCAGAUAAACAAAAUAGUGACGGUAGAUAACCAAAUUAGUGACGUCAGAUAACCAAGAUAGUGACUGCAGAUAACCAAGAUAGUGACUGUAGAUAACCAAAAUAGUGACCGUAGAUCACCAAGAUAGUGACUGCAGAUAACCAAGAUAGUGACUGUAGAUAACACAAGAUAGUGACUGCAGAUAACCGAGAUAGUGACUGCAGAUAACCGAGAUAGUGACUGUAGAUCACCAAAAUAGUAACUGCAAAUAACCAAGAUGGUGAUUGCAGAUAACCACGAUAGUGACUACAGAUAACCUAGAUAGUGACUGUAGAUAACCUAGAUAGUGACUGUAGAUAACCAAGAUAGUGACUGCAGAUAACCAAGAUAGUGACUGCAGAUAACCAAGACAGUGACUUUUGAUAAUCAGCGUUUGUGGGAGAUUUAGUGACAUUCCUGGUCAUUAAUUCAUAGUUACUUUCGUGCUUAUAUGCAAUCACGUUGUACUGUCUGGGCUGUCUGGCUGUCUGGCUGUCUGUAGUUCAAUUACACCUACCCACAGAAUCGUUAAAACUGACUCUCGGGGGGGGGGGGGGGGGGCGGUACCGGGAUGUGAACCCAGUUCCUACUAUUAAAAUCUUGAGUUUAGACUAAAAGUAUGGCUCAGUUGUAGAGUCAUGGCCUGAGGUGUGAUGGGUCCCAGGAUCGAUCACUCUCUAUGGACUCGUUCUUUGUCUAUUUCCCAAACAGUGACACACGAUUGGUACAUCAAAUGUUAUGGUAUCAGCUGUCCUGUCUGAGGGAAGGUCUCUGUGUGUAUCUCUCUCUCUCUCUCUCUCUCUCUCUCUCUCUCUCUCUCUCUCUCUCUCUCUCUCUCUCUCUCUCUCUCUCUCUCUCUCUCUCUCUCUCUCUCUGUGUGUGUGUGUGUGUGAAGUGUCAAAAUAGCCUUAUGUACACCAUUAUCACCAAAGUAUAAAAUGUGCUGGAUAAGUCAUUUAACACACACUCCUUUCUUCCAAGAAGGUGGGAGGAAUAUUCUUGAUGAAAUCCCUUGAUAUGUUGGUUCUCGGUACUCCCUUGAAUCUGUGAUACCCUCUCAUCAUUAUCACCAUCAUCAGUUGUCGUUGUUAUCAUCAUCAUCAGGUCAUCACUAUCACCACUAGUGUCACCGUCAUCAUCAUCAUCAGCAGCAUCAUCAUUAGGUCAUCGCCAUCACCACCAGUGUCGUCAUCAUCAUCAGGUCAUCACCAUCACUACCAGUGUCGUCAUCAUCAUCAGGUCAUCACUAUCACC